CGAGAGCGGAGCCACUCGCUGGUCCCGCGCCGCCGCCUGCGCCAUGAGCUUCUUGUUUGGUAGUCGCUCUUCUAAAACCUUUAAACCAAAGAAAAACAUUCCGGAGGGGUCUCACCAGUAUGAGCUGUUAAAACAUGCAGAAGCCACGCUUGGAAGCGGUAAUCUCCGGAUGGCCGUUAUGCUGCCAGAGGGUGAAGAUUUAAAUGAAUGGGUUGCAGUUAAUACUGUGGACUUCUUCAACCAGAUCAAUAUGCUUUAUGGUACCAUUACAGACUUCUGUACAGAAGAGAGCUGCCCAGUGAUGUCAGCUGGCCCAAAAUACGAGUAUCACUGGGCAGAUGGGACAAACAUAAAGAAACCAAUCAAGUGCUCAGCACCAAAGUACAUUGAUUACCUGAUGACUUGGGUCCAGGAUCAGCUGGAUGACGAAACACUAUUUCCAUCCAAAAUAGGUGUUCCUUUCCCAAAGAACUUCAUGUCAGUGGCAAAGACCAUUCUAAAGCGUCUCUUUAGAGUUUAUGCUCACAUUUACCACCAGCACUUUGAUCCAGUAAUCCAGCUACAAGAAGAGGCACAUCUUAACACAUCCUUCAAGCACUUUAUUUUUUUUGUUCAGGAAUUCAACCUUAUUGACAGAAGAGAACUGGCUCCACUUCAAGAACUGAUUGAAAAACUGACCUCCAAGGAUAGAUAAAAGGAAGUGGAUUUGUGGAAAUAGCAAGCGUGUGGUAUUUCUGGGGGUUUUGUUUGUUUGUUUUGUUCUGUUUUGAAAACAAAACAAAACCUUGUUCUGUUCUUACAGGCAGCCAAGAUCCAUUCUUUGUGCUUUUAUUAGGGGAAAUCUUUGUCUUUUAGUGACAUGCAGUAAAUGGCUUUUUUUUUUCUCAUUGUGGAUUUUUAGUAGAUUUUGAGUGUUUAUAAAGGAAGUAUGCUU
Molecule: messenger RNA, 934 nt
Organism: Emys orbicularis (European pond turtle)
Lineage: Eukaryota; Metazoa; Chordata; Testudines; Emydidae
Gene: MOB1B
Product: MOB kinase activator 1B
Exons: 6
Coding region: 44-694 (216 amino acids)
Biological process (GO): positive regulation of protein phosphorylation; hippo signaling
Cellular component (GO): cytoplasm; nucleus
Molecular function (GO): protein kinase activator activity
Source: RefSeq, a predicted model, not a curated record